Molecule: messenger RNA, 1216 nt
Organism: Emiliania huxleyi CCMP1516
Lineage: Eukaryota; Haptophyta; Isochrysidales; Noelaerhabdaceae
Exons: 7
Source: RefSeq, a predicted model, not a curated record
AUGGCGCUCGCCGCAGAACUAGCAUCAGUGGAGCGAGGCGCCGCUGCAGCGGCCGCCGCCGCCUCGUCCGCCGUCGCGGAGAUGCGCCUGGUGGCCGACACUGCGGGCGAGGUUGCGACGCUGCGAGAGGAGGUCCUCGAGCACCGGCGGUCCCUGGCGGACGCGGCGGCGCGGGAGGAGAGGCUUGUCGGACAGCUCCACUCGUUGGGAGGGCGGGCACACCAUCCUCCACACGACACCGGUGGGUGCGGCGCGAUCGUCGCUGCCGCGGCGGCGAGGGUCUACGGCGAAGCUGCGCGCGCGGGAGGGGCGGCUGGCCGGGCGGAGGGCGGCGGAGGCGCGGCUGAGGCGGAGGAGGGGGGUGCGACGUCGCUGCACCGGGUGGAGGAGGAGGUGGCGCGGUGCGGGGGAGGGGCGGGGCAGGCGGGAGGCGCUGGCGGAGGAGCAGAAGGGGGGCGUGGCACCGCCGACUCGUUGGGGUGUUUUGCGGCGGCCGCUGCGACAGCGGGGCCAGAUGGCCGCGUUCGGGGGCACGGCGAGGAGCCGUCGGACGUGGCGCCGCCGCUUCACCUCCGCGCCGCCGCGCAGGGGCGUCUGGCAGCGGCCGUCGGCGCACCGUCGCCGCACGCUGCGCUGCAGGAGUCGCGCGACCGGCGCGUGCACAGCAGCCAGGCAAAGAUCUCUGUCGACGUCGUCGGCUCGUGGGCGUGCGGCCCGAAUGGCGACGCGUCUGCAGAGGAAGGCUCCGAGACGGUUCCGAGACGGUUCCGAGAAGGCGACGCCUCGGAAGGGUGCGUCGGUGGCGGAGGCGGGCCGCUGAAGCCCGCCUCGGGUGCCGAUGCUUCGCUCCCGCACUCCGCCGCCGCCGCUUCUGCCGCCGCCCCCCCUUCUGCCCUCGAGUUCGACGAGCCGCGAAACAGCGGAUGGACUCGAGUUGCGACGCCUGCUGCGUCCGGUGGCGGCUUCCUCUACGUCAACAACGAGACGGGGGCGGCGCAGGUGACGCCGCCGCCGCGCCGACCGCCGCCGAGCGGCGAGCACGCCGUCCGAAUCGUCCGUCGGCUGAUGCAGUCCGACGAGCUGGCGGUGCUGCUGGGCGCCGCCAGCGACGCGUUCUACCGCUGGCGGCGCGUCGCCCUCACCGCGCCGCCCCUCGCGCCGCCCCUCGCGCCGCCCUCUGCGCCUCGAGGCUCUCCUCCUCCUCCGGGCCGGGCAG